GACCCCAUUUCCUCGCCACUUCCCAAGGGAGCCGCAGUCCCGGGAUGGCUUUGAGAUACCGGCGUGCGGUUUCCUCGGACAAAGCGUGCGUGUGUUUGCGUGUCGGGGAAAAUCCCGCCAGCCGGUGCCGUCGGGGCACGGCGCUACCGGCCUGUCCCCGCGCUGUCCCCCGCGGGCGGUGGCCGGGGAGGGGCGUUGGCGGGGGCAGUCCCCGACCAUUGAUAACCCCCGUGCCGGGCCCGCCGCGGGCAGCCCGGGAGCGCGGAGCCGCCGCGCACUCCUGUCCCGCACCACCACCCAGCCCACAUCGCACCGUGAGUGCCUCGGGACAGCGCGGAGAACACCGGGGGCGCGGAGAAUGCGGCGGGACGGCGGGGUCCCCGCCGGGACGCCCCGUCUCUGAGGCACCGAGGAGGCUCCCGCGGCGCCGAAUGAGGAUGCCGCUGGCGCUGCUGGCCCUGGCCGUCUUGGGGGCCGCCGCUGGCGGCGGGGCGGGCCGGGAGGAGGCGCGGGAGGGCCGGUUCUCCACGCCGGAGCAGCAGCGGUGCCGCUGGGAGCUGCGCUCGGCCGCGGGGGCCAGCGAGCUGCGGCUGAGCUGCCGGGCGGCGGGCGGCGGGACGGCGCGGAGCUGCGCCUACCGCGGGGAGCCGCGGCGCUGCCCGGCCUACGGCGCCCGCAGCCACCAGUACUGGCGGCAGAUCCUGUCCCGGCUGCGACGGCGGCUCCAUCCCUGCGCCCCGGGAGCGCCGCUCAGCGCCCGCCUGUGCGGGCCGGGCCGGGCGCCGCCCGAGGCGCAGCUCCGCCUGCUGCCCGACCCCGGCCCGGCCACGCCGGCCCCCGCCCCGGAGCCCACCGAGGACCCCGCGGAGACCUACUGCACCGAGCGGUGGCACUCACUGUGCAGCUUCUUUGUCGGCUUCUGGGAGGGCUGAGCCGCCCCGGCCCGCGGGAGGGAGCGCGGCCGCCCGUCCCCCGCGCCAGGACGCUCCCGGCAUCGCCUGCCCUCACCCACCGCUGCCACUGCCCCCCGACUCUGUCAGCUUUCCUCUUUUAUCCCCAA
Molecule: messenger RNA, 1060 nt
Organism: Pseudopipra pipra
Lineage: Eukaryota; Metazoa; Chordata; Aves; Passeriformes; Pipridae
Gene: FGFBP3
Product: fibroblast growth factor binding protein 3
Biological process (GO): cell-cell signaling
Molecular function (GO): growth factor binding
Source: RefSeq, a predicted model, not a curated record